AUGUCUCAUGCUGAGAUCGACCAUAUUCUGAGAGACAGAAGAUGGUGCCUACUUGACACAUCAGUAGCUUCGUCAUUCUGUACUGGUUCCGAUCACCGCCUUAUUCGCUCGAAGAUUCGAUUCAGCCGCAAGCUGGAAAAGAACUCUCUUCAUCGACCACGAGGAAAAAGUCUAGCUGUAUACGACGAGAACAUUCUGAACGAAGUCCUGUCCAAACGUGACUGGCAGAUUAAAGACGACCUGACUGAAGACUACGAGCUGCUUGUCGAAGGACUGAAAGGCUGUGCCGAAUUCGCCUCAGUUCCUCAAGCAAGAAGAUCGGAUCGCAUGUCCAUCACUACUAAGGGGUUGCUCGAAAAGAGAAGGAAACUGAAGCUUGAUCCUACUGCAACAUAGUAUGCAGCGAAUUGUUUGCUCAACGCCCUGAAGAAUGUUCAGGUGUUCAUUUCAUGUGAACGACAGCUGGUUUGUUCUGGUGUUCUGGAUUGGCACGACGGUGUGGUUUGA
Molecule: messenger RNA, 507 nt
Organism: Angiostrongylus costaricensis
Lineage: Eukaryota; Metazoa; Nematoda; Chromadorea; Rhabditida; Metastrongylidae
Source: the annotation of a GenBank genome assembly